Messenger RNA from Aspergillus puulaauensis, 3288 nucleotides. It is a transcript of the gene ams1, whose product is annotated as alpha-mannosidase. Gene Ontology annotation, molecular function: alpha-mannosidase activity; carbohydrate binding. Gene Ontology annotation, cellular component: fungal-type vacuole membrane. NCBI's taxonomy places the organism in Eukaryota, Fungi, Ascomycota, Eurotiomycetes, Eurotiales, Aspergillaceae. The coding region runs from base 1 to 3288 and encodes 1095 amino acids. The transcript has 4 exons. The record is from RefSeq and is a predicted model, not a curated record. Gene Ontology annotation, biological process: mannose metabolic process; oligosaccharide catabolic process.
AUGGGUGGAGACGUUCUCCGACAAGCUCCCAGCUCUCUGCCACGCGCGCCCGAUGGCCCCGUCGGCCAACGCAUCAGGAGCAUCUACACAGACCGUCUAAAACAGUUUACUUCCAAGGGCCAGUACGAGAAUCAGAAUCUAAUAGGGAAGCUCUUCGAGGCCACCAACUCGGACAAGGACCACGUCAAGCUCUCAGUCUAUUCCGUUCCAGACCUCCAACGCCCGACCUUCAAGGACGCUACCUCCCAUGACUUCAAACCUACCCAUAUUGGGGCAUCUUUCGGCCCUAGUUGGUCGACCCACUGGUUCCGAAUUCGGUUGACCAUCCCAGAAAAUUUGCGGGAUAAGGAACGACUAGAGUUCCACUGGGAUGCGAAUAACGAAGGCUUAGUAUGGACCGAGGAUGGUCGCCCGUUGCAGGGUCUUACCGGUGGUGGGGAGCGAGUCGAGUGGAUUAUCCCUGACGCUUGGCGCGAUGGGAAAGAGCAUGUCUUUUACAUUGAGAUGGCAUGCAACGGGAUGUUUGGAAAUGCCCCUGGCUCAGAUUCCAUUCAACCACCGAAACCGGAUACGUAUUACACCCUGAAUACUGCGCGGAUUACUGCGGUCAAUCUGGAGGCGCGAGCUUUGUUCUAUGAUUUCUGGAUCAUAUCUGAUGCCGCUAGGGAAUUUCCUGCUGAGGGCUGGGAGUCUCACGAGGCCAACGUGGUGGCCAAUUCCAUCAUCGAUGCUUUUAUUGCGGGUAAUGGAAGCUUAGGAUCAAUCAAAGAAGGACGCAAGAUUGCGCAGAAGUACCUUGGAGACAAGGUAGAUUCGGCAGAAGUAUACGAAACCGGCACUCAGCCGAUUGUAUAUGGCAUAGGGCACUGCCAUAUCGACACCUGCUGGCUUUGGCCGUGGGCAGAGACCAAGCGUAAAGUCGCGAGAUCGUGGUCGAAUCAGUGCGACCUCAUGGAUCGCUACCCGGAGCACCGUUUUGCUUGCUCUCAGGCCCAGCAAUUCAAAUGGCUGAAGCAGUAUUAUCCCUCGGUGUUUGACCGUGUCAAGGGUUGGGUUAAGAAGGGUCACUUUCAACCAAUCGGUGGUAGCUGGGUCGAGCAUGAUACCAACAUGCCCAGCGGUGAAUCACUCGUUAGACAGUUCCUCUACGGACAAAGGUUCUUCGAAAGCAAUUUCGGGGAACGCAGCACGACUUUCUGGCUUCCAGAUACUUUCGGCUACUCCACGCAGAUCCCACAGAUUUGUCGACUAGCAGGCAUGAGCCGUUUCUUCACACAGAAACUUAGCUGGAACAACAUCAACAACUUCCCACAUACAACCUUCAAAUGGGUUGCGCUCGACGGAAGCCAAGUUAUGUGCCAUAUGGCCCCGUCGGAAACAUACACUGCCGAUGCCCACUUUGGAGACGUAAAGCGCAGCGUAACCCAACACAAGUCUCUGGAUACGGACAACACAUCGCUUCUUGUUUUUGGUAAAGGUGAUGGUGGCGGUGGGCCUACAUUUGAGCACCUAGAAAAGCUUCGUCGCUGCCGUGGCCUCAGUGACAAGACGGGUUCGCUUCCGCGAGCAUCGAUGGGCGGCUCUGUUGAUGAUUUCUUCGCGAAACUGGAAAAGAGAUCCGCAGAGGGUACACCAUUUCCAACGUGGUACGGAGAGCUCUACUUUGAACUGCACCGCGGUACCUACACCACACAGGCGAACAAUAAGCGCAAUAACCGUCGAGCUGAGUUCUUACUUCGAGAGCUGGAGUUCCUGGCGACACUUGCAUCUGUGACCCAGUCCAACUAUGACUAUCCUAAGAAGGAAAUUGACGAGAUGUGGGAAGGAGUGCUUAUCUGUCAAUUCCACGAUUGCCUACCGGGUAGCUGUAUUGAAAUGUGCUAUGACGAUUCAGACGAACUGUACGCCCAGAUCUUUGACACCGGUCUGAAAGCACGAGAGGGAGCUCUCGAAGCUCUCGGGUUCAGCAGAGAUGGUACAAUUCCAGUCGCCAUCAAUACCCUACCAUGGGACAGGUCCGAGGUGGUUAAGCUCCCCAAGGGGAUGGCCACAACCGGGUCCAACCAUGCGCCGAUGAGUGGAGGUCUUGGUGUCAUCCCACAAUCCAAAGCCAACUCUAGGGCCUCUAAAGUCAGCGUGAACGAGGUCAAGCCCGGAGUGUUCCGCCUUGACAACGGAAAACUGCGACUUGACGUGGAGAACGGCAUCAUAAAAUCACUAUAUGAUGUUGAUGCAGACCGCGAAGUCAUCGCCCCAGGCGGCAAAGCCGGUCAGCUAGUUAUCUUCGAUGAUAAGCCUCUCUACUGGCAAGCAUGGGACGUCGAAGUCUUCCACCUCGAAUCGCGCAAAGAACUCCAAUCCGGCAAAACCAGUAUCGCUGAGAACGACCCCUACCGCGUCAGCGUCGUCACCGAAACGAAGAUUAGCGAGAACAGCUGGGUCAAGACAACCAUCAGCCUCGCCGCUGCCUCGGAAGGCAGACUGUCUCACGUCGAGUUCGAAAGCGAAGUCGAAUGGCAGGAAACGAUGAGAUUCCUUAAAGUCGAAUUUCCUGUCGACAUCACAAACACUGAGGCGUCCUACGAAACUCAAUACGGUAUCAUCAAACGCCCAACUCACUACAACACAAGCUGGGACAUGGCCAAAUUCGAAGUCUGCACACACAAAUGGGCCGACCUGUCAGAAAACGGCUACGGCGUAUCCAUCCUCAACGACUCCAAAUACGGCUUCGCAACAUGCGGCAACCUCAUGCGUCUUUCCCUCCUCCGUGCCCCCAAGGCGCCAGACGCCCACGCCGACAUGGGCCGCCACUCAAUCCGCUACGGUAUCCUCCCGCAUACCGGCCCUCUAGACUCUCGAACCAUCAGGGCCGGAUACGAGUUCAACCACCCGCUCAUCCUCGACAACUCCCUAUCUCUACCCAACAAAUCAAGUGUAGACUCCGUCACCGCGAUCCUCCGCAAGAUCGGACUCACGGGGUCCCCGUCCUUGGUACUUGACGCAGUCAAGCGCGGUGAAGACGACGAGGAUAUCGACAGCGAUCCGGAUAUCUCGCUCCCAGGCGCAAAGCGCAAGGGCCAGAGUAUUAUUCUGCGAGUUUACGAGAGUCUGGGUGGGAAGAGCCGCGGCACAAUUAGAACUGAGUUCCAGGUUAAGCGUGUGUGGAAGUGUAAUGUCCUUGAGGAUGAUGAGGCGCCGCUUGAUGUUGCGGAUGAUGGGGAUGGGUGGAAGAGGGUUGGUAUUGAGCUGAGGCCGUUUGAGGUUGCGACGUUUAGAUUGCAGUUGUAG